This is a messenger RNA of Prorocentrum cordatum, 5389 nucleotides long. NCBI's taxonomy places the organism in Eukaryota, Dinophyceae, Prorocentrales, Prorocentraceae. The record is from the annotation of a GenBank genome assembly.
GCCAAAGGUCCGAGGGGGACCUUUGGGCGUCUCCAUAGUCGCUCUGGUCCAAGCUCGCAUGCACUGGCUUGCAGAGCAGCUCGGCGGGGUGGGUUCCGCUUUCGUCGGCGCGUACCUCGGCGCCUCCGCCACGGGCACCCACUGCUCGUGCCAUUUCGAGUCCAGCCCCGUGGACGAGGGGCUCCUGACCAUCCUGCGGGCGCAGCUGGACCGCUGCGGGCCCGAGCGGCUGCACGCCGCGGCGGCGCCUGUGUGCGCCCAGCCGGUGGGCGGCUUCCUGGUGGCGGCUGGCCUCGGGCUGCUGCUGGGCGUGAGCCUCACCCUGGGAGCGCUGGCCGCGCUCCGCCCGCAGGCCCCGGCCGCGGCCCAGCCUGCGGCCGCCGGUCGCGGCCCGGUGCGUGGCAAUGUGUACGGCUUCGACCCGCUCACGGCCGACCAGCGGGACGACCUCUUCCUGCGGGGCGGGCAGCUCGCCCGGGUGUUGGGCCACCAGCCUGGCAACGUGGCGGCUGCCGCCGACCGCCAGUGGCGGGUCUCGGACACAGGCCACGAGAAGUUCAACGAGGUGGUCGCGGACGGGAGCAUGUUGGGGGAUCGUGCGGUCGUGAAGGGCGAUACCGGGCUGUACUGUAUCGACGAGGGCGCCAGCGAGUGGGUGUCCGUCCAGCGUGUGCGGGUCCAGGACCACGACGCCUGGCUGGAGAAGAAGCGCAGCGGCCCAGGUCGGGACCUGCGCAUUCUUCCUGUGCACCGCGACGCGGGUGGCAAGAGAGUGAUGCUGCUCCGCGAGUCCAUCAACCUCUUCCGCGAGCCGAAGUUCCCAGACUGGCCGUUCGAAGGACCCUCGGCCGCCAAGGAGGUCUUGGGCGACGUGGCGGCGGCGGGGCUGGAGCUCCAUCUGUACCCGACGUGGUGGGAGAGCAAGAGCGGGGUGAACCCAGCGGGCAGCGUGGCGCGGGAGGUGCGCCUGGCCUUCGACUACCUGAGGAUGCUCCAAGCAUACGACCAGACGAACAUGGUGUCCCUGGCGGCGGUGGAGCUGAUCUGUCGCCGCAUCGUCGUCUGCCAGAAGGCCGUGCGACGGAACCCGAAGGCGCCAGACUUCACCGGCCUCGAGCGCUUCGUGCUGUCCAACUUCGACGAGUCAGGGGGGCUCAAGACGACGGAGUUCGACAAGUACAUGGCGGAGCAGCAGAAGGCCAGCGCCGUGGUGCUCAAGAGCAUGCGGCAGGACGUCGAGGAGCAGGAGAACGAGAAGAAGAGGCAGGCCGGCCGCCAGCAGGGCGGCGGCAAGACGGCGGGCGACGAGCCCUCAGCAGCAGCCCUCGUGUCCGACGCGGUGGCGGCGCUGAACGGCCUGGCGUCGGCGCGGAUCGGCCGACCACUGCAGGCGCGGCGGUCGCGGCCAGCAGAGCGAGAGGUCACGUCGGCUCAGCAGUCGAUCCUUGACCGUGUCGUGGAGCGGGUAGACGACCAGUUUCCUGCCCCUCCAGAUGCUAGUUUUUCCUCGGCGCUUCCGGACCUCCUGAAGUGCGCGGACAUGUACUUGACGAGCGAGUCCUCCAGCCGGGUCCCCAUCCAGCUGGAGCGGCUCAAGAUUUUGCAGAACAGCACGAUGCCCAAGGAAGCUUUGGAUGUGGUCGGCGCGGACGCCCGCAAGCUGCUGACGGACCCCUGGCGUUACAUCGAGCGGCGGGCCGGCGACGUGGAGGCGGACGGUCCACCUCCUCGACCAUACACCGACCCCAGACUUCGGUUCAGCCGCAAGCUGAUGAAGGAGCUCGUGCUCACCCUCCACCGGGGCAACCUCGUGGUCUUCCGGCCCUCGGUGAAGGCUUUCAUCGGCCUCUUCACGGUUGUCAAGAAGGACGGCUGGUGGCAGCGGCUUAUCGUCGACGCCCGCGUGCCGAACCAUUGGCACCGGCGGCCGCCGCACUCGUACCUGGCGACGCCGGGGGCGGCCUCCGCUCUCGACCUGAGCGAUGCCGCGCUGGAGCCUGGGGCCGCUGGCUCGCUUGAGCUGUGCGGCGCCGCGGUCGACCUGCAGGGCGGGUUCUACCAGCUGAGCUUCAAGGUGAUGAGCGAUUGGUUCGGCAUCGACUGCCGGAUGACCGCCGCCGAGGCAGGGAUCACGCAGGUCUUCGACGUCGUGGACGGGGUCGGCACCUGGCUGCCCGUCGCGGCCAAGGCUCAGCUGCUCCGCGACGGGCAGCCCGCGCCCCGGCUGGCCAAGGGGCGCCCAGUCGCUGCGCCGUACGUGGACAAUGGGAACUUGUUGUGCUUCGACCGCGAGGACGCUGCCGUGUUCUACGCCUCGAUGGUGGCCGUCCUCAGCGAGCGGGGGUUCACGCUGCGGGACAACGUGGAGUGCGAUGCGAACCUCGACAUGGUGGGCUUCGAGCUGCAGGGCGCCAAGUUCGUCUGGAGGCAGCGGCGGUCUCGGUUCUGGCGUCUGUGGCACGCGCUGCGGCAGCUGGAGCUCCGAGGCGGCUGCACGGGGGAGGUGAUGCGCAUCAUCCUCGGCCACCUGGUCAACUUCUUCAUGCUCUCGCGGCCCGCCCUCAGCGUGCUGUCGCGGCUGUGCGUUUUUAGCACUGAGAACCUCGGGCGCUACCGACGGUUUGACGGCCAUGUUCGAGGGGAGCUGGUCACCUGCCGCGGCUUGUUAGCCCUCGUUCGCAGUCGACUGCGGCCGCACCACUACCCAGUCGCCUUUUGCUCGGACGCCUCGACGCGGGGCUACGCGAUCCACAGUGGGCAGAUCGACCCCCAACUGCUGUACGACGUCUGCCGCUGGCGAGAGCGCUGGCGAUUCGCCGUCGCGGAGGAGGACGAGGGGCCCGGCAUUGACGGGGCUCAGACCGGCCUGGACGCCGACUUCCGCGAGCUGGGCGCUGACCUGGACAUCGAGGACGGCGACUGGGAUCGGAGGGGCGACCGCGCGGCUCCUGCGCGGCGCGCCCCGCGGGUCAGCAGCCUGGUGCCUGCCGACGCCCUGCGGGCUGCCGAGCCCGGCCUCCCGCACCCCAGGGUCACGGGGAUCGUGCCCGCGCUGCCGGACACGCUGGUGGCGCCGACGCGCUGGCGGCGGCUUCUGGUUGGCGCCUGGCAGCGCCGCGAGGCGAUCCACAUGAAGGAGGCGAGGAUCGCGCUGGUGGGGCUGUACCACGCCGUCCGGGAUCCUGCCAGCCACGGAGGCGUGGUCUUGUCGCUGGGCGAUAACCUCUCGGAGGUCCUCGCCACCGAGCGGGGCCGGGCGCAUGACCCCGCCCUCAACUCAGUGUGCCGCCGGGCAGCGGCGGUCGAGCUCGGGGCCGAGGUGAGGUGGGUGCGCCGCUACGUAGAGACGGACCGCAACCCCACGGACUCGGACUCCAGGCUCGCGGAGCAGGGGAUCCUGGCGCCGGGCGAGUCGCUGCGCGGGGGUCGCCUUGCCGCCCGGCUGGGGCGCCUGCGCGCGGGCGCGUGCCGCCCCGACCGCGUGCCCGAGGGCGCCCCGUGCGCCACCGCGGGCUCAGCGGCGGCGCCGGCGCCUCCUGCGGGCCCCCGGCGCCGGCCACUGUGGCCUGGUGCACGGGGGCCGCCGCGCCGGCGCGACCGCGCUGGGGUGCUGGAGAUCUUCGGCGGGAGCUGCAGGUUCUCUGGCGCGUGCGCGGCGGCUGGCCUCCGCAUCCUGCGCCCUGUCGAUGUCUCGGCCGGGCCGCACUUCAACGUUCUUUGCAUCGCUGUCCAGCAAAAGAUACUGCAUUGGAUUUCUCACGGAUAUGUCUGUCAUGUACACAUUGCUACCCCGUGUGCCCGCUGGAGUGUAGCCAACACGACUGGGGCCCCAGACUCGGAAGGCUCGAGAGCAGGCCUUGGGUGCGCUGACUUCACGGUGCGGGUCCUCAGGAUGUGCCUUCGGUGUGGGGUCUCCGUGUCGCUCGAGAACCCUAGGUCUUCGAGGCUCCUGAAGUACCCGCCCCUCGUUAACAUCUUCGAGAAACUGGGCUGCGUGUCGUUCGAGUAUCACUGUUGUCGCUAUGGGGCUCCUUGCCUUAAGCCGACCGUGUUCGUGACGAACGUCCCGUCCUUGAGUGUCAUUGAGAGGGCCUGUGUGUGUACUGUACCCCAUGAACGUCUAGAAGGUAAAGUAAAGAUCCCAGAUGAGACAGGCAAGCUAGUUUGGAAAUGGAAGACCUCGUUGGCUGGCGCCUACCCUCCUGGCCUCUGCCGCGUCGCAGCCCGAGGGCUCAAGGAAGCUCUCGGGCCGGGUGCCCUCCGCCGGGAUGGCGAGCCGGCGCUCGACCCGCGCUGGGAACGCGAGCUGGCAGCGGCAGCGGGCCUCCCGCAGCCGAAGCCGCUCGAGGUCCCCUCGUGUCCACGGAGACGGGCCGUGGCCAAGACGGUGAAGGUGUCCCCCGGCGAGGAGGGCUACUUGAAGCAGAGGUCGGUGGGCGGGGCCACGCUGCGGCUGUACCAGCGGGAGUACGAGAUGCUCGUGGCCUGGUGGGAGGCACAGCGUCUCUCGACCGUGAGCACAGAGGCUCACGACGAGGCCCUGGAGCGCUACCUCGACAAGCUCUUCUUCGACGGGGAGCCCGCGAGCCGGGCCAACAACGUCGUCCACGCCCUGAUGUACCACAUCGACGAGGUCUGGGCGAAGACGCCGCACUUCCCCCGGACGCGGCGAGCCCUGCGUGGCUUCCGCAAAGCCUCGCAGACCAGGUCGCGGGAUGGGUGCCCGUGGGAGGCAGCGCUGGCCCUCGCCCACUGGAUGGGCCGCCAGCGAACGCCGUUCAUGGUGAACUCGGCGGCGCUCACCCUCGUGCUCUUCGACGGCUACCUGCGGGCCUCGGAGGGCCUCGGGCUGGGGCGGGACCAGCUCAUCCCGCCACAGGGCGGCCACGGCGCCAGGAGGUGCUGGGCCGCCAUGAUCUGCCCAGAAGAGGAGGGGCGCCCUACCAAGAGCGGCGACUUCGACGACACUAUCAUCUUCGGCGACACCUCGGAGGCUCGAAGGCCGCUGCUCACCAAGAUCCUGCAGGUGCUGCAUCGGACGACCGAGGCGGGCGCGCUGGUGUUCGACGGCCUCUCUCUGAGCUCGUACGAGCGGGUCUUCCGGCGCGGGACCCUGGAGCUCGGGCUCGAGAACCUGCGCCUCACCCCGCACUGCCUUCGACACGGCGGUGCGUCGACAGAUGGCCUGGACGACCUCCCGAUCGUGCAGAUCCAGAAGAGAGGCCGCUGGAAAAGUCUGGCAAGCUGCAAGCGCUACGAGAAAAAGGGCCGCCUCCUGAAGCAGCUCGACCGCCUGAAGGCGGUGCCAGGCGUCCACGGUGAGACCUCUUUGCGGUGGCUCCUCACGCAGUUCCCUCGGAUCCUUCAGAAUCAGCGCGUGAUGAACUAA